Messenger RNA from Capsicum annuum, 411 nucleotides. Its product is annotated as 1-aminocyclopropane-1-carboxylate oxidase homolog. The coding region runs from base 1 to 411 and encodes 136 amino acids. The record is from RefSeq and is a predicted model, not a curated record. NCBI's taxonomy places the organism in Eukaryota, Viridiplantae, Streptophyta, Magnoliopsida, Solanales, Solanaceae. The transcript is spliced from 2 exons.
AUGUCAGGCACUGAAGAAUUUACAAUGGAUUAUGAUCCAUUCAAGGAAAUUAAAGCUUUUGAUGAUACAAAAGCUGGUGUUAAGGGACUAGUUGAUGCUGGAAUUAUUCCAGUCUUGGAUCUCAGUGGCAUACAAGUUCAAGAUCGACGUAAGCAAGUUGUUGAUGAAAUAAGGGAAGCAUCAGUGAAGUGGGGGUUUUUCCAACUGAUAAAUCAUGGUGUUCCUCCAAGUGUAUUGGAAGGAAUGAUUGAUGGAACUCGUAAACUUCAUGAACAAGAUGCUGAGUUAAAGAAAGAGUACUAUUCGCGUGAUCUAAUGGGAAAGAGAGUUAGAUACGAGAGCAAUCCUCUUAUAUAUCUAUCUAUUCGUGCACACUUGAAUUGCUCUUCUAUAUCAGUUCUGUCUUGUUAA